Messenger RNA from Acanthosepion pharaonis, 2544 nucleotides. The record is from the annotation of a GenBank genome assembly. Lineage: Eukaryota; Metazoa; Mollusca; Cephalopoda; Sepiida; Sepiidae.
AUGAGAGAUUAUAAAAUACUCUUUUUCUUUUUUCUUCAUUCUUUCUUUCCUUUCUUUCUUUGUCUCUUUCUCAUUCCCUCUUUUUUCUCUCUCUCUUCUUUCUCACUCUAUCAUUCUCUCUCUCUCUCUCUCUUUCCUUCUCUCUGUAUCUCUCUCUCUCUCACUCCCUCUCUUCAACUUUUCAGACAACAUUCCUUUAGGAUUCACCUACUCCCUUUUCCCCACCACCACUGCCGGAUGUGCCCCCACCUCCUGCCUUGUGCUGGGUGGGGAGUUUAUUUAAUUGUUUCUUUUCUUUUUCUUUUCAGCCCAAAUUCUUUGUUGUCUGAAAUCAUAGAUGAAGAAUGUGAAGAGAAACCAUUAUCUGUGGCAGAGAGAAUCUCACAAAUGGAGACAAAAAUCAGUGUGUCAACAUCUGGGUGUACCACGCCAAAGACGCCUAGAUCAAGGCUUGGAUCUGUUCCCAGAAUGCCUCCAGAAAAUGAGAAUAAGAAAUGCAUUCUACCUCAGGAGGAACUUUUCAUUAAACUCACCGACCUGGCCCGCAGCAAAGAGGCUACACAAGAGCGUCAAAAGCGAUACCAACGUAGUCGUGAUGACUGGCGGAUUAGAACACAACCCGUCACUUUGAAGGAAUUGGAACAAGCAGAUAGUUUGGAAAGUGUGAGUAGUUUUCGAGCUUUGGUAAUGAAGAGAUCUUCAAUCAACAUCUUUGAGAAGUUGAAAGAACAAGACAAAUCUAGAAGGUGUCCUGGUCACAAGUCCGAGUACCCACAACCCUAUGUGCCAGAAAAACGCAAUCGUAAAAACCGUCAACGGUACAAGACAUUGCCAGUCACUGCAGCUGAAUUGAUGGCCAUUCCUGAAGGAGAAACCAUCAGCCUUGAGUUGCUAAAAUCCAAAAUGCAAGCAAUGAAAGAAUCAAAAACUGAUUCUGGGAUCGUGUCCUCUGGCUCGGACAUUGAGAAAGACUCUCAAGGCUCGGACAGCGUCCGCAGCCUGACCACAGAUGCAGACAACGAAGAUGAAGAUUACACUCAGUUGAGUGUUGCUGCUAGAGCCAGCCUCUUCCGUCAGAUGGAGGAAAAAUCCAAAAAGUCAGCUAGUGGCGCAAAGAGGUACAUCGACCGGAAGAAGCGAGAACGUAGUAGGACCCAGCCAAUUACAGAAGAGGAGGUAAAGACAGCCGCUGAAAUUGCUGAAGAAGAAGCGACAUCAAGAAAACAGUCGUUGACUGUUAGCAACGAGGAGAAGGAUGAGCACAAGGCUGUUCUUGAAAAACAAUCGUUUGUUGCAGAUGAGCCACAAACGUCACAUGAAGAAGAGACAAAAGAACCUGGACCACAGUCCGCCUCCUCCCUUGUGCUCCUUGCUUUUCUCCUCCUUCUGUGCUUUGCUACCCCUACCUUAUCUUGCACUUUUAUAAUUCUCCCACUCCCUUGUUCUUCUUGUUUAUCUCCCUCUAACUUCUCCACGUUGCUUUUCUCCCUCUACCUUGUCCUCAUUGCUUUUUCCUGCCUACAUUGUCCUUCCUUCCUUUUCUCUCCUUACCUUGUCCCCGUUGUUUUCUCCCCUUACCUUGUCCCUGUUGUUUUCUCCCCUUACCUUGUCCCCGUUGUUUUUCUCCCCUUACCUUGUCUCCGUUGUUUUUCUCCCCUUACCUUGUCUCCGUUGUUUUUCUCCCCUUACCUUGUCUCCGUUGUUUUUUCUCCCCUUACCUUGUCUCCGUUGUUUUUCUCCCUUACCUUGUCUCCGUUGUUUUUCUCCCCUUACCUUGUCUCCGUUGUUUUUCUCCCCUUACCUUGUCUCCGUUGUUUUUCUCCCCUUACCUUGUCUCCGUUGUUUUUCUCCCCUUACCUUGUCUCCGUUGUUUUUCUCCCCUUACCUUGUCUCCGUUGUUUUUCUCCCCUUACCUUGUCUCCGUUGUUUUUCUCCCCUUACCUUGUCCUCGUUGUUUUUCUCCCUCUACCUUGUCCUCAUUGCUUUUUCCUGCCUACAUUGUCCUUCCUUCCUUUUCUCCCCUACCUUGUCCUUCCUUCCUUUUCUCCCCUUACCUUGUCUCCGUUGCUUUUCUCCCCUUACCUUGUCCCCGUUGCUUUUCUCCCCUUACCUUGUCCCCGUUGCUUUUCUCCCCUUACCUUGUCCCCGUUGCUUUUAUCCCCUUACCUUGUCCCAAUUGUUUUUCUCCCCUUACCUUGUCCCCGUUGUUUCUCCCCUUACCUUGUCCCCGUUGCUUUUCUCCUUACCUUGUCCCGUUGCUUUUCUCCCCCUUACCUUGUCCCGUUGUUUUCUCCCUUACCUUGUCCCGUUGUUUUCUCCCCUUACCUUGUCCCCGUUGUUUUUCUCCCCUUACCUUGUCCUCGUUGUUUUUCUCCCCUUACCUUGUCCCUGUUGUUUUUCUUCCCCUUACCUUGUCCUUGUUGCUUUUCUCCCCUUACAUUGUCCUGUCCUUCUCUCUUUUCUUCCCCUACCUUGUCUUGUCCUUCUCUCUUUUCUCUUCUUACCUUGUCAUCUCCCUCUUCUGCAGGACUGAUGUUGAAUUAA